Molecule: messenger RNA, 1917 nt
Organism: Owenia fusiformis
Lineage: Eukaryota; Metazoa; Annelida; Polychaeta; Sabellida; Oweniidae
Source: the annotation of a GenBank genome assembly
GAAAUGAUAUAAUCAAUGUUAUAUACUGUGAAAGAGAUAUCUUCAAAUGAUGGUUUGUGAUGUUUCGUAAGAUAGUUGAAUUACAAAGGCUAGAGUUGUGAAAAGGAACUAAUAAGUAAACGGAUUGGAAAGGGGAUACACCUUCUAAUAAGGGAUAUAGCUUAUAUCAAAAAGUGAACUCUUGAACUUGUAACUCCUUCUUGAUGGCAGACAAUCGUCACAGUGGCUUGCCACUUGGCAUGUCACGACUACGCAUUGACCCAAACAGAUCAAUGGAAGCGGCACAACGUCCCGUGAAUUCACCCGAUGGUUUCGGAGGGAGUAGAAGAGACAGUCUGCCAAUGCCAGGAAUGGAUGAGUUCGAUCCAUUCCGUGUAUUUGAGGUCGAACACAGACCAUGCAUGAUUCUAACUGCUCAUGUGAUGUGUGGGAGAAAUAUUUCCAAUGGAUGGAUGGCAGAUAUGUUGGAUACACCCGAUCCGUAUGUGGUCCUGAAGAUGAAAAGUGCCCCAGAUGGUCGGAAAAGGACGAAACAUAUUGAUAACGAUGUUAACCCCGUCUGGGACGAACAAUUCACCUUUCUGAUGGAUUCGUCGGACCACAAUGUUUUGCAGGUCAUUUUACGUGAUGCGAACUACCUCCAGGAUCACACUAUUGGUUUUGCCGACUAUAAUAUAGGGGGCCUCACAAUGAAUGAAGAGAAACUUGUGACGUUUCAGUUCAUCAAUAAUAUUGAAGUUGAUGUGAUGUUGAGGGUUGAUUUUGACACCGAUCCAGAUCUAAGAUACAGUCUGUGCCUCAGCGACGAUGAAAAGCGAUUCGUGGACGUUCGGAGACGUAACGUCAUCGAGUCGAUGAACUCGCUUUUGGGGAGUGACUGCGCCCCUCAAACACUAUGGGAGGUCCCUACAAUUGGUAUUCUCGGCUCAGGAGGUGGCUUUAGAGCAAUGGUUGGGUUGGCUGGUGCUAUGAAAGCCCUGUAUGACUCUAACAUAUUGGAUUGUGCGAUGUAUGUCGCUGGCUUAUCUGGAUCAACUUGGUAUUUAUCAACGCUUUACUCCCAUUCCAAAUGGCCCAGCUGCUCUCCAGAGAUAAUCAACGAUGAGUUGAAGAACCGGAUAGACUCGAGUUUGCUAUGGUUACUGAAACCACAAAGCGUGUAUAGAUAUGUAGAAAGAAUCCUACAGAAGCGAAGACUUGGUCAGCCUGUCAGUUUUACAGAUUUCUUUGGUCAUUUGGUCGGGGAGACACUUCUGAAAGAUCGUCUGGAGAUGACACUUUCUGACCAACAAGACAAAGUGAAUGAAGGACAGGCGCCCCUACCUCUUUAUACAUGUGUUCAUGUAAAGAAAGACGUUUCGGCCAAGGUGUUCCAAGAAUGGGUAGAAUUCUCACCAUACGAGAUAGGGAUGCCAAAAUAUGGAACUUUUAUGCGAACUGAGCAGUUUGGAAGCAAAUUCUUCAUGGGGAAAAUAUCUCGAAAGUUUGAAGAGCCGCCGCUACAUUUCUUACAAGGUAUGUGGGGAAGUGCAUUUACCAUUCUCUUCAAACGCCUACUCGAUGAUACCUCUUCCAUGGAUCCUGUUGAUAUUGUCAGAUCGGAAAUGGCAAAUGAGCUAGACCUCCACGACGAAGAGAGCAGUGACUGUAGCGAUGAUCCCGCCAGUAGCGAUGAUGAUUCCACGGCCACCGAGUCAGGCUCGGAUAGACGUAGAUCCUCCAGUGGGACAGACUCCUGUAGUGGUACCCCCACGACAACAUCCAGGCCCAAACUAAACCGACACAGGCGAGCACAAUUACCACCAAGAUCAAGUCGCCAAUGGAGCUCAGAUGCAUCUGAUUUUGAAUAUCCGGGAUCUGAGUCUGAGAAAGACCCGGAUGAUACAACUGCACCUAACUCUCCCUGGCGGAGGCGUU